AUGCUGAGCUCCUUCGAACUUAACAAUCUUCAGUUCAAUUCCCAUUCGUGCUCUCCUGAGUCCCUGAAAAGUCUUCAAAUCACAAGUUUAAAUAUUGCUCAUGCAAGCGGAAUCACAUUUAAGGAAAUCGUCUCUAACUUGAAUAGUGAAACUCGUGAGAAACUUACCAGUCUGAACAUAACUGGUAUGAGAAUAGUGGAUGCUUCGGACUUUUUCCAUCUGAGAAACUUGAGCAGUUUGGAUAUUAGCUACACAAGUGCUACUGCGGAAGAUCUGCAAGUUAUAGUCACAGCAUGUUCACAUCUGAAAUACCUCGAUAUUUCAGUCACCUCUAUUGAAGAUAUAAGUUGUCUCCUUUCACUGAAAGACCAACUAGAGGGUCUCUCCAUGCAUUUCCAAAUAUUGCCAAAGAGUAGAGUGUUGGAAGAGAUGAUAUCGAUAAUUGUACAGCUGGUGGAACUUCGGAGACUUGAAUUUUCGUGUACCAUGAGACAACAGCGUCCUUUUCCACCUUUGACGGAUUUUUGCUCGAGUGAUGCUCUAAUCCAUCUUGAGCAUUUUGAUAUUUGUGGCAAUCCGCUUUCCUUUCCUCCAAUUGCAAUUAGUAUAUAG
Messenger RNA from Rodentolepis nana, 612 nucleotides. NCBI's taxonomy places the organism in Eukaryota, Metazoa, Platyhelminthes, Cestoda, Cyclophyllidea, Hymenolepididae. The record is from the annotation of a GenBank genome assembly.